Olea europaea var. sylvestris is the source of this 2280-nucleotide messenger RNA. RefSeq names its product protein indeterminate-domain 2-like. The record is from RefSeq and is a predicted model, not a curated record. Gene Ontology annotation, cellular component: nucleus. The coding region runs from base 428 to 1972 and encodes 514 amino acids. NCBI's taxonomy places the organism in Eukaryota, Viridiplantae, Streptophyta, Magnoliopsida, Lamiales, Oleaceae. The transcript has 4 exons. Gene Ontology annotation, molecular function: DNA-binding transcription factor activity.
AGGGAGUGAAAGUGUGAAGACGAUCAAAAUACCGAAGACUUUUGCAUACACAGCAAAAAUCACAAUUUCUCUCUCUCUCUCUCUCUCGCGUUUUCGAAGCCGCGGACUCGAGAAACGUCAACUCACCGGCGUUUUUAGCUGCCUAUAAUUGAUUAUUUUCAGAAACGCUUCCUCAAAUUUAGGCUUUUGUAUCAUAUUUUUGCAUCAAAUAUAGAAGUAGCUAUACAAUUUAUUGACAAGAUUCAGAGCCACGUCCUGAAAAUCACUUAUAUUUGUCUAGAAAUUUACUUUUAAACCAAAACCCAUUUAAUUAAUUUAGAAAUCUGCACUUUUUCCUUCGACAUCUGGUUUGGGAUGAGCUGAUUUGGCAGAAUUUUUCUCAAGUAUAAAUGCCCGCCAGAUAUUGGUCAAUUUGACUGAUUCAGAUAUGCCAGCUGAUUUAGAUAAUUGUUCUACCGUUAAUGAUUACACAGCUUCUGGAGAUUCCUCUUCAGGUAAUCAAAUAGCUCCUCCUAAACCAAACGUCAAGAAAAAGCGAAAUCUCCCCGGGAUGCCAGAUCCUGAUGCGGAGGUGAUUGCUCUAUCACCGAAGGCUUUAUUGGCAACGAAUCGAUUUGUUUGUGAAAUUUGCAAUAAAGGAUUUCAGAGAGACCAGAAUCUGCAGCUUCACAGGAGGGGUCACAAUUUGCCUUGGAAGCUGAAGCAGAGGUCAAAUAAAGAACCAAAGAAAAGAGUCUAUGUAUGCCCUGAGCCGAGUUGCGUUCACCACGACCCUUUACGGGCAUUGGGCGAUUUGACGGGGAUCAAAAAGCAUUUCUGUCGAAAACAUGGAGAGAAGAAGUGGAAAUGUGACAAGUGCUCGAAGAAAUAUGCGGUUCAAUCGGAUUGGAAGGCUCAUUCAAAGAUUUGUGGAACUAAAGAGUAUAAAUGUGAUUGUGGGACUUUGUUUUCAAGGAGGGACAGUUUUAUCACUCAUAGGGCCUUUUGUGAUGCAUUGGCAGAGGAGAGUGCAAAAACGCAUACAGCGAUGGCACCUCCUAGUGCUGAUGAGGAACCACAAAUUCAAGCUGUUGAAUCAUCACCAUCAUUGCCACCAUCCACGGUGGCACCACCACCGCCACAACCACCGCAGGCUCCAGCACUGGCUAUUUCUUCUUCGAGUGGUGUAGUGUCCUCUGUUUUGCCUGUUCAGAAUCCAGAGUUGGUUGAAAGCAGCAAUCCCAGUCCCUCUACUGCACAGAUUCUAGAGACCUCAACCCCGACCCCACCAGUCACCAGCCUAACCACAAGCUUUAGCAGCGUUAGCAGUUCUAGCAGCAGUGGAAGUACAAGUAGUAAUGUAUUUGCAAGCUUAUUUGCUUCAUCAACGGCCUCAGGAAGUUUGCAGUCUCAAACAACCAACUUAUUUGAAGCCCUGGCUCGCCCCGAGCAGAUAGUUGACGUUGCUCCUUCUUCGUCUUCAGAACCCGUGUCCCUCUGCCUUGCGACGAAUCAAGGGUCAUCAAUUUUUGGAACAGCAGGGCAAGAGCGCAGGCAGUAUGCUCCAGCACUUCAACCUGCUCCUAUGUCUGCAACAGCGUUGCUACAAAAGGCAGCACAGAUGGGUGCAGCUGCGUCGAAUGCAUCUUUGUUGAGGGGGGUCGGAAUUGUAUCUUCUUCCUCACCUUCUAGUGGUCUGCAGGAAUGGAGCGGGCAACAAAUUAAGCCGGAGGGUGCACCAUUGGCUGCUGGUCUUGGAUUAGGAUUGACCUGUGAUGGAGGGUCUAGUUUGAAGGAAUUGAUGUUGGGGACUCCAUCUGUUUUUUGCCCAAAACACACUACCCUUGACCUCCUUGGAUUAGGAAUGGCUGCUAGUGGCAGCCCAUCUGGUGGGCUAUCGGCUUUAAUGACGUCCAUCAAUAAUGGCCUCGACGUUGCUGCGGCAGCAGCAGCAUUUGGUGGCGGAGAAUUUGGUGGCAAAGACAUGGAAUAGGGCAACUGGACACUCGACCGAAUCAUUCACUUUUAUUCACCCGAGCUUCAUUCGUGUCAAGUUUAUGACCAAUCGCUGUGCAUGGCCACAAGGUAUUCGACUAAAUUAAUGUUAUGGAUAGCAACAUCUGGUAUACCAUGCCAUUAGUGUAUAGAAAUGUACUUAUCAAUGAGUCAGAGUAGUGGUUGAGCUCUUCAAUGCUAUCUGCCGUCUUUUACCAGUAAAGGGCAACUGGGCUCUUUGUAAUGUAUUAAGUACUUAAAUUCUUGUUCUACUCAUAAUUAUUUAUGAAAUACCUGAUUAAGAUA